CUGAACAGCUACAGUCCACAUGCGUUCAAGUCUAUAGAAAGACCUGCCCAUUUAUCACAGUUUGUAUUCUAAUGUGACAGAAUUUAGAAAUGUUUCACACUUCCUCAAAUGUAAUGUUGGACUACAAAGUCAAAUGGAUUUUUUUGGAAUAAAAAUGCAGUGCAUGACGGAUCCCAAUACCCUCUCUCUCUCUCUCUCUUUCUAUCCCCAGUAGGAAAUAUGAUGUUAUGUGAUGGCAUCACGCGGGAGUCAGAAAAUCCGGGUAGCCUAGUCAUGCGCUAAUCCGGUAUUUAAGAACGACGCUCCACUGGUUCGGGGGAAAUAGAAGCAGGGGUCUGGACACAGUGGAGUGGAAGUUGUUCUCAUAACUAGUGGAAGGAGAAAGUGAUAUUUAAUGUGUUGAGUGAUACUUUUGGUUUAAGAGGUAGUUGAGGUGUAUAAACAGUAGGUCAAAGUGACUCGGUCGUGCGUAAAAGUUUGGAUAAUGUUCCGGUGCUGCUUUUUGGUUCUUGUGGGCGCGGCGGUGGUGAGCGCCCAGUUCCCUCGCGAGUGUGUGACACCCGAAGCACUCAGGAGCGGAACGUGCUGCCCAUCGCCCAAUGGACUCAACAACGACCCGUGCAGCGUCAGCACCGGGCGAGGACAGUGCGUGUUCAUCUCCGUGGAUGCGAGCCCGCACGGCCCGCAGUACCCGCAUGAUGGACAGGACGAUCGGGAACUAUGGCCCAUCCGUUUCUUCAACCGGACCUGUCAGUGUAACAACAACUUCGGUGGGUUUGACUGCGGCCAAUGCAGACACGGCUGGACGGGAUUCAACUGUGAUCAGAGGGUUUCUGUUGUAAGAAGAAACGUGAUGCUUCUCAGUCCGGAGGAGAAGCGUGCAUUCGUGAACGCGCUGGACCAAGCCAAGCGCACGGUACACCCGGACAUUGUGAUCGCCACGCGGCGCUUUCCGGAGAUCUUCGGGCCCGAUGGGAACACGAUGCAGUUCGAGAACAUCACAAUCUAUAAUUUCUUCGUGUGGUCCCAUUACUACUCUGUCAGCAAGACGUUCCUCGGCGCGGGACAGCCCAGCUUCGGGGGAGUGGACUUCUCACACGAAGGGCCCGGUUUUCUCACCUGGCACAGGUUCCACCUGUUGCAACUGGAGCGAGAUAUGCAGGAGAUGCUGCAGAACCCAUCAUUCGCCCUUCCCUACUGGAACUUUGCCAUCGGUGGAGACACAUGUGACAUCUGCACAGAUGACCUGAUGGGAGCCAGGAGCAGCUUCGACAUGAAUUCCCUUAGUGCCAACUCCAUUUUCUCCCAGUGGAGGGUGGUCUGUGAGAGCGUAGAGGACUAUGACACCCUGGGAACCAUCUGCAACAGCACUGAGACUAAUGCCAUCAGAAGGAACCCAGCAGGAAAUGUUGACAGGCCGAUGGUGCAGCGUCUUCCAGAGCCCAAGGAUGUGGAGGACUGCCUGCAGGUUACAACUUUUGACACACCACCUUACUACUCCACCUCCUCUGAAAGCUUCAGAAACGCAAUUGAAGGCUACAGCACACCCCAGGGGAAAUAUGACCCCAUUGUGAGGACCCUCCACAACCUGGCCCAUCUGUUCCUGAACGGAACAGGAGGAACAACUCACCUCUCACCUAACGACCCCAUCUUUGUCCUUCUGCACGCCUUCACCGACGCCAUCUUUGAUGAAUGGCUGAGGAGACAUGCUCCAGAUAUGUCUGUGUUCCCUGGAGAAAUGGCUCCCAUCGGCCACAACAGGGGCUACAACAUGGUGCCUUUCUGGCCUCCUGUGACUAACGCUGAGAUGUUUUUGACUGCCCCUGACAACCUUGGUUACUCUUAUGAAGCUCAAUGGCCAGGCCAAGCUUACACCUUGACUGAAAUCAUCACAAUGGCAAUAGUCGCUGCCCUCGUGGUUGUUGCCGUCAUUUUCGCUGCUACCACAUGUGCCUUACGUGCCAGGUCUUACAAGAUGGAUGGCCACCAGCCCCUGCUUGGGGAUCAAUACCAGCGCUAUGAUGACAAAAACAGCCAAUCUGUAGUAUAACAGCUACAUGCCUUUUCUCUUCACUUUUAUAAUAACAAGAAUAUGCAGUUUGUUAAACCCAAAUCUGUUUUCACUGGUGAGAAGGAGUAGAUGUUGAAUGCUGCGUUGUGAUAGGAAGUGAUCUUCUUGCUUCAUUCAUUGUCCAUAUAUCAAACCCUUAUGUAGUCCAUUUUUCUUAACAAAUAGUACAGAUGUGAACAACUCAAACAGUGAUUGAAGAUGCAUUUUUGUAAUUGAAAGUUCCAGAUAUUUGCAGUUGCUUUAACAAGUUUGGCUUGGCAAAUAUAAACUUUUUUAAAUUUUUGAGAUUUCAGAAAAAAAAUGGAAAUGUUAAAUGUGUUCAAAUAAAGCGAACAUGGACAA
This is a messenger RNA of Notolabrus celidotus (New Zealand spotty), 2413 nucleotides long. Its product is annotated as 5,6-dihydroxyindole-2-carboxylic acid oxidase-like. Bases 485 to 2050 code for a protein of 521 amino acids. NCBI's taxonomy places the organism in Eukaryota, Metazoa, Chordata, Actinopteri, Labriformes, Labridae. The transcript is spliced from 7 exons. The record is from RefSeq and is a predicted model, not a curated record. Gene Ontology annotation, molecular function: oxidoreductase activity. Gene Ontology annotation, cellular component: melanosome. Gene Ontology annotation, biological process: melanocyte differentiation; melanosome organization.